Molecule: messenger RNA, 4451 nt
Organism: Neodiprion fabricii
Lineage: Eukaryota; Metazoa; Arthropoda; Insecta; Hymenoptera; Diprionidae
Gene: Mau2
Product: MAU2 chromatid cohesion factor homolog
Exons: 7
Coding region: 205-1989 (594 amino acids)
Biological process (GO): maintenance of mitotic sister chromatid cohesion; mitotic sister chromatid cohesion
Cellular component (GO): chromatin; SMC loading complex
Molecular function (GO): protein binding; double-stranded DNA binding
Source: RefSeq, a predicted model, not a curated record
GGAACGAUGCGUUUAACGCGAAACAUAAAUAUUACGCAAUACGAUGAAUUUGACGCUCGUUAAAUGAUUUGAAAAUAAUAAGUGUGACCGAUAAUCGCGUGAACGGUGUCGGGGGAUUGAUUAGCGUUAUUUCGGUAGUGAAAGUGUCGAACGGUGUAAAAACUGGUCGUUUUACAGCCUGGCCGCUCUCGGAGAAAUGUCAAAAUGGCGUCUUCGCAGGACGCUUGGUACCUUUCGCUGUUGGGUUUAGCCGAAAAUUUUCGCACUUCGAGCCCGCCGAAUAUAAAAUCGUGUAUUCAGUGUUUGCAGGCCGUUUUUAACUUUAAGCCACCACCCCGGGUCGAAGCCAGAACGCAUUUACAGCUGGGUAACAUCCUACUCACGCACACCAAAAACAUUGACCUGGCGCGAUCCCACCUCGAACAAGCGUGGAUGUUGAGUCAAAAUAUCAAUGCCUUUGAUGAUGUCAAAUUUGAAGCGGCUAGUGUUGUUGCCGAACUGUAUGACCAGCAGCAACAAUCAAGUCUUAGCAAACCGAUCUUGAGAAAGGCCAUAGAACUCUCACAGCACAAUGUUUAUUGGCAUUGUCGGCUGAUUUUUCAGCUUGCUCAAAUUCAUGCUUCCGAAAAAGACCUUGGGGUAGCCGGUAGUUUGCUUGGCGUUGGAGCAGAUUAUUCUUACAUAAGUAACGCGAGCUACACUCGUGUUUUGUUUUUACUGAGUAAAGCGAUGGUUUUAUUGAUAGACAAAAAAUUUACGGAGGUACCAGCCGUCCUAAAUCAAGCUGGGCCCCUUAUCGAGACUUGGCAGGCUAGUCCACACCAAAAAGAAUACUUGAAAGUGUAUUUCUUGGUGCUUCAAGUUUGUCAUUGUCUCAUGUCUGGCCAGGUAAAAAGUGUUAAGCCUUGUCUCAAACAGUUACAACAAAGUAUACAAACGAUAAUGUCACCAAGUUGGCCUUCGGACGAAGUAGUCACUGGUUCAAAUAUCGGAGACAUGUUUGUAUGGAUGCCCAAAGAACACUUGUAUGUUUUGGUUUACCUCGUGACUGUUAUGCAUUCCAUGCAGGCCGGUUAUAUGGAUAAAGCUCAAAAAUAUACUGACAAAGCUCUCACGCAGAUUGAAAAACUCAAAAUUGUCGACAACAAGCCCAUCCUAUCUGUAUUUCAACUAAUGCUAUUGGAGCACAUUGUUAUGUGUCGGCUUGUUAUGGGAAACAAAAGUUUAGCCCUUGCAGAGAUAUCCCAGGCUUGCCAACUUUGCAGGCGGCAACCGCGCCUCUUACAGAGUCAUAAACCGCAGUUACAUGCUCUGUUAGGACUUUAUGCUAUGUCAAUGAAUUGUAUGGAGGCGGCAGAGGCACAAUUCACAGCUGCACUGAGAACAUCACAGGAAAGAGAACUAUGGACAUUUGCAAAUUUAAAUUUAGCAAUAGUUUACCUCAGAACGAAAAGGGAUGCUGAAUUAGGUGCGCUACUUGAAAGGAUAAACCCUGAAUCUUUACCUUCACAUUCCCACUCUUUACGAGCGGCGGCGUACUACGUUCAAGGACUUCAAGCUUUCUUUGGGGCGCGAUAUAACGAAGCCAAAAGAUAUCUUCGAGAAACUCUGAAAAUGGCCAACUCCGAAGAUCUCAAUCGGUUAACAUCGUGCAGCUUAGUUCUAUUGGGUCACAUAUUCCUGUCUCUUGGAAAUAGUAGAGAAUCCAUGAAUAUGGUAACGCCUGCGAUGCAACUGGCUUCCAAAAUACCAGAUGUACACGUCCAAUUAUGGGCUAGUGCAAUCCUCAAAGACCUCUACAGAAUAUGCGGUGAUCCAAAUCGUGAAAGUGAAGCGUAUCAGACGCAUUGCAAUUUUUCUCAGAUGCUAUUAAAGGACCAUUUUCAAAGCACCCAAAUGGGCGAGCACACGCUAAUUCAGUGGACUGAGGGACCUAUCCCCCCUCUGCCAAGCAAUCCACCUCCAUCCACGUCUCAGGGUGUUCUCUAACCAAUCCUAAAAAAUUGCACGAAAUAGCAUGCUCGCGCAUUUACUUAAUAGUUUGAUAUCAUCGUCGGCCACGAUUGCUCCCUGGACUUCGACAGUGGUUGUAAAACCUGUUUUUGAGGUACGCAUGAAUGGCAGUACAAUAAUUGUGUGAAUAUCGAAAAUGCCAGAUGGACCUAAAACGGGUACAAGAAUUAAACGCAUGGAUGCGAAAAUACACUCUGAGAAGAAUCAAGAUUAUAUUAGAGAUUAUUACGAAAUAAAAAAACGUACAGAGGAAGUAAACUUGCAUCAAAUUAGCGUUUAGCAACGCUCUUUAUACCAUAAACAAAUCUAGCCACGUUGAUUCUAAUGUGUUUAUAUUUUUUACUUUUUUCCUACAUUAUGAUCCAAAAUGUUAAAAUCCCACUUGCAACAGUCUUUAAAAAUAUCUAAUAUUCAGAAGUGUCAAAUUUAUUGAGGCUCACAUCAUACAAUUGAGGUUUACUUGCAUUCAUUGCCAUCAACUUACAUUCUCUUUUCAUAUCAAAGUGACUCCUGGUCUGAUUAGUCUCUGAAAUUAUGUUAUGCUUGUAAUUCAUUUUUCAUUGAUUGAUUUGCAUUAAGAAAAGGAAAAACAACCAAUGUUCAGUUGGUAUGAAAAAAUUACAUUUUUCUCUGCAACUAACUUGAUUAUCUUGUUACGUGUGCCUGUGCAAAAUUUUACUACAGUUUCCGAACUACUCUUUGCAACCUUGAUUAUACAAUCCCGAGAAUGUUGCGGAUUAAAUUUCAAUUGGAUGGAAACUCUUUUCUUACUUUCUACGAUAUAUUUACUUAACAUUCUUCGGUUGAAAAUCAAAACUAAUUGAAGGAAUAACAUGCAGGUAUUCGAAAGCAGACAGAAAAUGCACUUAUCAAAGGCAAGUUGUUAUUUUAUGGAACAAAUUGCUUCACAGAAGUAUAAAAAGCGGUGGAUGUACAGCAAAGUGUGUGUAAUUCGUACAAAUUUAACUGAAGGUAAUAAUUAAAAGAGUAAAAAAGUAAUAAGCAAAGGGCUGAAAGGCUAGGGACACUACAUACCAUGGUGUACAGUAGUGAGUAAAAUGAUGGUAAAAGAAAAAAAGUUGUAAGUGACAGAAAUACAGGGUAUGCCAAAAAAGCGGUUCAAGAUAUUUUUUCAUACAUAUAUAUAUGUAUAUAUUUAUUUAAAUAUAUAAAUCGUAUAAGUUGAAAUGCUGAAAACAAUAAUAAUUAUCGCGUUUAGUUUUUCUUUUUUGGCACGACCUUGUAUAAUAUUGCUGUUAUUAUUAUCUGUAAUAAUGAUGAUAGGCGAAAGAAAAAAACUCGAUGAUAGGGAUCGUAAAUUUAAUAUAAAUAUUAAAGAAAAGAAGUUAUUAAAGAAUUAACAUGACAUAUAUAGAGCUGCAGGGGCCUUAGCGCUCGGUAACUUGAACCAACGAAAGACAUUAGGUCAAUAUUUCAAUCGUUUAAGUUACCCCAGCGUCUUGUACAUAAUUUAACGAUUAAAUUUACAAGAUACAAUGAAGUGAGGAGACGUAAACGUAAUAAUUUCAAGGAAUUAUUAUUAUUAUUAUUAAUAUCGAGUAGUAUUUAUAUAAGCGUGGACUAAGCGCGUUGUGAGGAGAAGAGUGCUGUGUAGAAAUUGAACAGAGGGCUAAAUAUGUACUAUAUAUUAUAUAUAUAUCAAAAUCUUAUCGUUACUGUCGCACCAUACCAAGUUUUUACAAUAUUCAAUCCAAGUUAGCUACUAUUUAAGCUGAGUAAAUUGCCAAUACCGAUGUUAUGUAAACAGAAAUUUUUUACAUUGCGUUGUACUUUGAAUGAAAUGUUACGAAAGUCGUUCAAAAUUAGAUUGAGUUUUAUUUCUGGAAGACUAAAUUAGGCUUCAACAAAUUUAUUUAAUCACAUGACCAUAAUAAUUAAUCUGUUCUGCAUUAAGAAUUUUUUCCAACGCUACUCUAUCUCCGAUUACGCCCCUAGAUAUGACCGUAUGGAAUAUUAAACUUAAGAUAACUACUUCUAAACAUCCCGGGAGAGUGCUAUUGUACAUAUACGUUAUACAUACUAGUAUCUACACGAAAGAAAGAGUGAGCGAGAGAAACAGAAAUCAAUACAAAAAUUUGGUAAAUGUGAGAAAUCCUAUAUCAAAGAGUUAGGUUUGUUUUAUUAGGAUGCGUUUGUAUAUAGAUUAAAAUAAAACAACAAAAAACAAAAACAAAUAAAAAGUACAGAAAACAUUCAGAAGUUUUCUGUAAUCUCAAAUGAAGCCCAGCGACACUUGGAUUUAGAUUACACAUAGGGCGUAGUGUUAUAAAUAUACUAGUGAGUGCAUGAGACUGGGAGAGAGAGUUGGGGAAAAAUUGUGAAAACCAGAACUCUUAAAUUCUUGUACAGGCUGUUUUACCACAAAUUGUAUGUAUUUUUUAAAUAUUAGAAAAAGGUAACACACUAACUACUCGAAA